Laccaria bicolor S238N-H82 is the source of this 1941-nucleotide messenger RNA. RefSeq lists its product as uncharacterized. The transcript has 9 exons. NCBI's taxonomy places the organism in Eukaryota, Fungi, Basidiomycota, Agaricomycetes, Agaricales, Hydnangiaceae. The coding region runs from base 1 to 1941 and encodes 646 amino acids. The record is from RefSeq and is a predicted model, not a curated record.
AUGAUUCCUCGCUUUUUCCGACUGGCACAACUUGCUCGACCAUAUGUUGAGUCUCAGAUGCAAGACAAGCGUGCUCCUCCAACUACACUUCCCCCAAAGAUUGUCAAAGUAUUUAUGGGGGCUAUGGAUCAAGAAGAUAGUUCUGCAAUUGAAGCUCUCUGGUCUACCUUCAGAUAUUCAAUCUGGGGAGUGCUAAGUGCAAUUAGUGUUUGGAAGUCCGGUCUCGUGACUGGAAAAAGACCACCGCAAAAAACCGCGGUCUGCGGUCUUUUUGCGGUCUGGUCUGGUCUUUUGACUUCUGGGGAAAAGGCAGACCGGUUACGGUUACGUGCAAUUGAAGCCAAGGAGGAAGAUAUCACUAUAUACAAUAAAUUUUCUCUGACUCUUGGAACUUUGUACCGCAAUCUGUAUCCACCUGUCCGAUCAUGCCAAGAUGCUUUCUGUGUCAAUCGUCGAGAAGUGGAUUCAGACAUCUUGACACUUGGGGAGCCUGUCACCCACCAGGCAACCCUAUUCACAUUAACGAGUGGUGCUCUCCCCAUCUACACUACUUCUCUUUAUUGCCGCAAAUGUAAACGCCGAUAUCACCAUAACUACAUUGUCCACAACUCUUCAAAUACACGCACCUACUAUGGUGACGUACCUGAUGUGAUACAGGUUGCUCAACAUUUCUUCAUUGAGAGCUCCUUGCUUGAGUUUUUUGCAAAUACGAAAGUUUUCGGUUGGUUAUCAUCAUCAAAUUGUGCACGAAUAUACAACACCUCUUUACGUGUUCCCCAUGCCCACAUUCUCAACAACAAACUUGCCUUUCAGUCCAAUUAUCACAGAUACGAGAAAGCAAAUGUUGAUUGGCAGACUUCACUGUCACUUCAAGAUGUGGAUGUACUCAACGGGUUUUUCCUAUAUUCUCUUCUACUUGAGAAAGCAGAAAGACGAACUAUUCUGCAACUUCCCCAUAACGAGAGCUCACAAAAGGAUCGCCUUGCCCCUGCACUUCAGGAGCGCAAUCAUCUCAUAGAGGGUAUCGGACAAGAGCAAUAUCCCCAUGCCUGCAAUCUGUGCUUCAUUGUCUUCAAGGACAAAAGUGGGAAGCUGAUGAAAAUGCAGGCAGCUGUUUGUGAUGGUGAUACGAUUGGCCACCCCUGCUGUGCAGUGCAUGACUGUAAAGACACUCUUGUGAACCACAGAAAUUGCUUCUGUGCUCAGCACAACCACCUGAACUUCCAGUGCGCAGUAGUUGAUUGUGUCACAGCAUCUGAGGUCAGCUUCAAGACCUGUACCGAUCCCGAGCAUCGUGUGCUUGAGGAGGCGUACUUUCGACGUGGAAAGGCCAUAUUUCAGUUACGCGCAAAACUCAAAAAAGCAGGAGCCAUACCUGUAAAUUCAAUACUGUUGGACCUGGACACUGGCGAAGGCGAUGACGAGUUGAUUAUGCGCCCUUGUGGCAUCAUUCUCUCGCGAGUGACAUUCUUUGGAUCAGAAGCUAUAUCUGCUGUCAAUACAUUUGUGAAGGCUACGUUUCCGACACCUGAAUCUACUCCCAAGUACUUCAUCUUUGACAACAACUGCAAGUUGGUCGCACAUCAACGUGUAAUAGGUGACAAGCAUUUCAAAGACACAGCCAUGCCUGUCGAUGUCUUCCAUUUCAACACCAAACACAAGGAGUCCGACCUCCAUUGUCAAACACAUUGCAAUCCUGCAGCAUUUCCGGAGCUUAUCGAUGCAAACAACAAGUGGAAAUUUAAUACUUCCAUUUGCGAGCAAACCAAUGUAUGGCUUGGGGGGUAUCAGGCAAUUCUUCGUGAUAUGGAGGUGACACGUUUUAAUUUCUACCUUGAUGAGAUGAUCAAACACAGAAAUCGAUAUACCAUUUCGCAGUUACAUUCAAAGGGACACCAUCCAUGGCAUGUUCCGGUGAAGGCAUGGUUUCCUGACUGCUAG